Saprolegnia diclina VS20 is the source of this 677-nucleotide messenger RNA. RefSeq lists its product as hypothetical. The transcript has a single exon. Lineage: Eukaryota; Oomycota; Saprolegniomycetes; Saprolegniales; Saprolegniaceae. Gene Ontology annotation, biological process: response to endoplasmic reticulum stress. The record is from RefSeq and is a predicted model, not a curated record. The coding region runs from base 82 to 636 and encodes 184 amino acids. Gene Ontology annotation, molecular function: protein-disulfide reductase activity; protein disulfide isomerase activity. Gene Ontology annotation, cellular component: endoplasmic reticulum lumen.
CUCGACUGUAGCUUCGAAAAUCGAACCGACUCCCGCUUCAAGCUGCAGCAUCACACGCACUUUCCAAGUACCCACCAUACGAUGUAUCUCGGCCAUGCGUCUGCGUACAUGGCGCUGGCCUUCUGGAUUGCGUCGUCGGCGGCGUCGUCCGUCGUCCGCCUCACCAGUGCCACGUUCGACGCGGUGACGCAGCUCCAGUCGCCCGAGACGGACUGGUUCAUUGCCUUCCACGCACCCAACUGCCAGUACUACAAAGCACUUGAGCCGACGCUCAGCGCUGUCGCCAAGGCUUUGCCCAAGCAACUGCGCGUUGGCGCGGUGGACGGCCGUCAAAACGCCGAUCUCAAAGACCGCUUCUAUGUGCGGCGAACGCCGACCGUGUACUUCUUCCACAAUGGACGCAUGUACCCGUUCAAGGGGCCGCAGACCGUCGAGUACAUGACCGAGUACGCCAGCGGCCGCUUCCGCGAGAUUGACCGCGCGAACCUCAACUUCAAACGCUACCAGCCCGUGCCGCCGCCGGUCCGACAACAGACGACUCUCGAUGACGUCAAUGCAACGUCGGCCGCGGACUCGUCGGCGACGUCGACGACCCAUCACUUGGCGGCAACUAGCAACAUGAAGAGUGAUUUGUAACGAGAAUAUGGUCAAUUUGUCUAUCUAUAGUCGUGGACGGG